AUGGCUGUUAGAACAUUGCAAAGGAUUGGUUAUUUGAAGAAAAAAGAUUCAGCAUUAUACAGGCCCGUGGUAGAGAAAUACUCUUUAAAAUGUUUUAUUCAAAAGACCUUUUUUCUUUUUUUUUUUUUAGGUCUAUUUGUAUCCAGUAUUGUUCUGAUUUUGUCACAGCGAUCACUUUUCAAGUUUUACAUGUACAGCUCAGCCUUUCUCUUAGCUGCAACGUCAGUGUUGGUAAAUUAUUACGCUUCUUUGCACAUUGACUUCUAUGGUGCCUACAACACAUCAGCUUUUGGAAUCGAGCUGCUUCCUCGGAAAGGCCCUUCACUAUGGAUGGUACUCAUCGUUCUGCAGCUGACAUUUGGAAUUGGAUACAUCACACUACUCCAGAUUCAUUCCAUCUAUUCACAAUUAAUUAUUUUGGAUCUCUUGGUUCCUAUAAUAGGUUUAAUCACAGAGCUACCAUUACACAUCCGAGAGACUUUAGUUUUUGCUUCUUCCUUGAUUCUCACAUUAAAUACAGUACUUGUCUUGGCAGUGAAACUUAAGUGGUUUUAUUAUUCCACAAGAUAUGUUUAUCUUUUAGUGAGGCACAUGUAUCGAAUUUAUGGAUUACAGUUAUUAAUGGAAGACACAUGGAAGAGGAUUCGUUUUCCAGAUAUACUUCGAGUCUUUUGGCUAACAAGAAUUACAGCUCAGGCUACAGUGUUAAUGUACAUUUUAAGGAUGGCAAAUGAAACUGAUUCCUUCUUUAUUUCUUGGGAUGAUUUCUGGGACCUCAUUUGCAAUCUUAUAAUUAGUGGUUGUGAUUCUACACUAACUGUACUGGGCAUGAGUGCUGUAAUUUCCUCAGUAGCCCAUUAUCUGGGCCUUGGGAUCUUAGCCUUUAUUGGCUCAACUGAAGAAGAUGAUAGGCGGCUUGGCUUUGUAGCACCCGUUUUAUUUUUUAUUUUGGCUCUGCAGACUGGUCUAAGUGGACUGAGACCAGAAGAAAGACUUAUUCGCUUAAGUAGAAACAUGUGCCUUUUAUUAACCGCAGUCCUCCAUUUCAUCCAUGGAAUGACAGACCCUGUGUUAAUGUCGCUCAGUGCCUCUCAUGUGUCAUCUUUUCGUAGACAUUUUCCUGUGCUCUUUGUCUCCGCCUGCCUGUUCAUUCUUCCCGUCUUACUGAGUUACGUUCUCUGGCAUCACUAUGCACUAAAUACAUGGUUGUUUGCAGUGACAGCCUUUUGUGUUGAGCUCUGCUUAAAAGUAAUUGUUUCUCUCACUGUUUAUACGUUAUUCAUGAUUGACGGCUACUAUAACGUCCUCUGGGAAAAGCUUGAUGAUUAUGUCUAUUAUGUUCGUUCAACAGGCAAUAUUAUUGAGUUUAUAUUUGGAGUAGUAAUGUUUGGAAAUGGGGCUUAUACCAUGAUGUUUGAGUCAGGAAGUAAAAUUCGCGCUUGUAUGAUGUGUCUCCAUGCAUAUUUUAACAUCUACUUACAAGCAAAAAAUGGCUGGAAGACAUUCAUGAAUCGUAGGACCGCUGUUAAGAAAAUUAAUUCACUUCCUGAAAUAAAAGGGAGCCGCUUGCAAGAAAUAGAUGAUGUGUGUGCAAUCUGCUACCAUGAGUUUACAACAUCUGCUCGUAUCACACCAUGUAAUCAUUAUUUCCAUGCACUUUGCCUUCGGAAAUGGCUGUACAUUCAAGAUACUUGUCCAAUGUGCCAUCAGAAAGUGUACAUCGAAGAUGAUAUCAAGGAUAAUUCAAAUAUAUCUAACAACAAUGGAUUUAUUGCACCCAAUGAAAAUCCAGAGGAAGUUGUAAGAGACGCUGCUGUUGCUGCUGCUGCUGCUGCUGCUGCUGCUGCUGAAUCUGACAGGGAGUUGAACGAAGAUGACAGUACAGAUUAUGAUGAUGAUGUGCAAAGAGAAAGAAAUGGAGUGAUUCAGCACACAGGUGCAGCAGCUGAAGAAUUUAUUAAUGAUGAUACUGAUUAAAAUAGCAUUUACUAAUCAUUGAGGUAUUUGUUUAAAAUUCAGUUCAUCCAAAACGGAGUAAUAUGCUUCACUUUAAUGUGUAACCAAGCACAAAAACAGUAUCAAUGUUGAAUCUGUGAAUGGUUUUCCGUUUACUGUGAUGUGCUACUGUAAAUAUACCUCUUUAAUUACUUCUGGUCUCUUUGGUGACCUAUUUAAAUUUGUGUACAUUAUUGUACAUAGAAUAAAAUGUUUUCACGUUUUUAUGACAAAAUUUGAACAAAUAGCUUUUUAAUAGAUGUAAUAAUAUGGUGCGUCAACUGUGCCAAAGAUUCCUCAAUGAAAGUAUCUCUCUCUAAUUCUGGAACGUAGUUUUUCUUUAAAAUGGGUGGGAAAAUGCUUCUCAGAGGAAACUGCAUUAAAUCAAGGAAAUAAAAUAAUUUGGACCAAAGGAUAAAGGCUAUACAUGAAGUAUUUUACAACUCAGGAAAAAAGUCUGCCAGAAAUGAUUGAGACACUUUUUUGAAAUUUGAGAGUAGCACUGUAAUUGAGCCGGCUUCGAAAGUCAUGAUUCAGAGAUUGUGUGAGUAAACUUUGGUAUAAACCAGAAUGUGCUAAUUGUGUAAUUUUGAUGUAAAAAUCAGUAUGUUUGUUAGCCGUUCUGUGUUUGCAGCACUGACAUAACAUUGUCCUUUAGACUUCUGAAGAGAUUACAAGAUGAAACACUUGGGGGUUUUUCAUUGUUUUAAACUAAGACAUUAAAGGUGGUGAUAUUAAAACAAUCCUGAUCUGACUUUAUGGAUAAAAAUGAGGGUGAUGGUGUACAGCAAUAUAUAACGUGUCUUUAAAUCCAGAUUCCUUUAUUAAAACUUUUGAUAUACUUUACCAUGAAAUUUUACAGACAUGAUGUAAAAUGGAAGAUAUAGCAGUUACAUGUCAGGAAA
Molecule: messenger RNA, 2900 nt
Organism: Talpa occidentalis (Iberian mole)
Lineage: Eukaryota; Metazoa; Chordata; Mammalia; Eulipotyphla; Talpidae
Product: E3 ubiquitin-protein ligase RNF139-like
Exons: 2
Coding region: 1-1977 (658 amino acids)
Biological process (GO): ERAD pathway
Cellular component (GO): endomembrane system; endoplasmic reticulum
Molecular function (GO): ubiquitin protein ligase activity; zinc ion binding
Source: RefSeq, a predicted model, not a curated record